ACUUUUGUACGGCACACUACUUGGACCCCGUGUAACUGGGAGGCAAAAGUGCAGCAAUGCAGUGCAAGACGGAGAGUUGGCUAUAUUGCUGAUGACAGGUGGGAUGCUGCAGAGGAGGAGAGUCCUCUAUAAUAAAUCUCAAGGCUUUUUGUGGCAGCCUCUACAUUUACAGCCAAUUACAGCGCUUCAUCGACUUACACAGGGGUUUCUUUAGAGAGGAAUGAUUUAUAUUGAGCAGAUAACUGAUAACAGUCUUUAUUUUAAGUACAAACAGCCAGUCAAACUAAACCGAACAGUAGUUGUUAUUUGGAACACAGGAGUAGAUCUUUAAAGCCGAGAGAUUUAAAAGGGACUAAGGAGUUUCCCUAGUGGGAUUGCUGUAUGCAGAGAGCCCCUCCAUUAUGCGCUCCAUUUCUCCUUCCCAAUACUUCUCCCUGCUAACACACCACCCCUCCCCUCUCAUUUCCACUGCACACAGUAAAUCCAGAGCCUGCAGUGCCUGAUCGAGCCAACCCAAAAGAUCCAUAAGAUGCAGUAGUAAACCCUCAGCUUGCCCAGGGAGCAGAAAAGGAACUGAACUACACGCGAGGCGAGGGCAGAACACCUGCACCGGACAACCGAGCAAGGGUCAAAUUCUAAGAUAGAUACACAGGAGGGGGAAGAGAGAAAAAAAAAAAUCACCUUCAGCAGAGCACCAGCUGGUCCCGAGCUUGAAAGCAGCAGAGAGGAGACAGAAGAGGUGCUGAGCGGCAAAAAAGGAGCAAAGAAAAGUGACUGGAAUGAUAAGAUGAGGAGCAGGCCUGCACUGCUGAAGCUGUUUCUUAAUGAGGCCCUCCUGGAGCUUGCGCUCAUGCUGUGGCUCGGGCUUCGCGUCCUGGCCGUGUGCCCCUCCAUGUGCUCCUGCAGCCGCAGCCACAGAGAGGUGGACUGUUUCCGGAGGAGCCUGAGAGAGCUCCCCGACGGCUUGCAGCACAACAUCCUCUCCCUCAACCUGUCCCACAACCGGCUUCUCCAUCUGGACGGCAGGCUCACCUCGUACACCCACCUCCGCGUCCUGGAUUUGUCCCACAACCGGCUGAGCCGCCUGCCCAAAGCCCUCCCCCGCUCCCUGUGGCAGCUCCACGCCUCCUCCAACCACAUCCAGCUGUUGGACAAGAACGACACGGCCUACCAGUGGAACCUGCGGAGCCUCGACCUCUCCGACAACAAGCUGGAGAGGGCCAUCUUCAUCAACAACACGCUGGCGAAUCUGCGCACGCUCAACCUCAGCCACAACCACUUCUGGACUUUGCCCACCAACCUGCCGGCGCACCUGGAGACCGUCGAUCUGUCCCACAACCUGCUGGUGAAGGUGCUGCCGGGUUCUCUAGAGCGGCUCCCGAGGCUGUCUCACUUCUACCUGCACGCUAACCGCUUCUCCUCGCUCCCCUUCGGCGCUUUGGACAAAAUGGUCUCCCUCAGAGUCAUCACUCUGGGCAACAACCCUUGGGCCUGCCACCUUUAUGCUGACGUCGACUACUUACAGUCCUGGACUCAAAGCACCUCCGCGCUCGUCCUCGGCUGCCCCUGCCACACUCAGCCCGUGUGUGGGGGGACGCAGCCCAGCAGAACUGGAGCUCGGCACUUUAGCUCCUUCGUUCUGCCUCCUCUGGCGGUCGGCACCCCAGGUCCGAGCUCCACGUCCCCCGAAGACAGCGUCACGCGGUGGCACUGGUCGGUUUCCGCUUUGCAGAGCACGCCUCAAACCCGCAGAGAGGCUCUGAACGCACACCACGGCGCCUUCACGGAGACGCCCAUCAGCAUCGCCACCUUAACAAUUAAUCACCCGGCUGGAACCGGCGGCUGGGAGAGCAUAGAUCAUCUCUCCUCUGGCACAAAGGAAACCUCAGACCCGCUCCGCACAGCAGACUCGUCCCAUUUCUCCGACAAAAGUCUAAUUACCGACGCACCUAGAGGAAACGGCGUGGAGCUGGCCUCCGAUCGAUUCUUCAUAACGGAGGCCUCCUCCACCCAGACAAAGAGGACAGCCACUCUGCGCACCAGAAGCGUGAGGAGACAGAACCAGUCGCCUUCCGGUGGCGUCAGAAACAGCGGCCCGACCCUCGGCGCGGCCGGCUCCCCGCUCGGCGCCGUUCGCAACUCGCUGCUUCUGUCUCUCUUUCUGCCUCGAGUCGUCUGACAGAUGGCGAGAAGAGACGAGGCAAGGCGGGAGUUUGCAGGAGAAAAUGCACAAAGAGGCAUGACGGCAGGACAGUUGUUACAUACGUAGAAGCCAUGUUUUCCAGGAAAUAAAUGUUUAGACCAAAAAAAAAAAAAAAGAAAAAAAAUGAAAAGUCUGUUACCAUGUUUUUUGAUCACAUAUGGUUCACACUGAUGCCAGCAAAACGGAUUUGAGAAAAGACGGAACAAAGGUGUUUGUCUCUCCGUUUUAUUUCCCCCGACUUUGAGCACCGUCCUGCAUAUUUUCUUUCGCCACGGAACUUACAGGAUGUGUGCGGCUUCGUUUUGAUGAUUCAAACACACAUUAAGGUGCAACGGUUUGGUUGAACUCUCGCCGUUUCACCUGUUACAACCACAAACCUCAGUGUGCUUUUACUAGGGUUCUAUCUGAUCAAAAAACAAACAAAAAAAAACACAAAAGUUGUGCACAACUGAGAGCCUCUGUGAACAAUAAGCAGUUGAAGAAAUGCAUCCCCGCAGCAUGACGCCGCCACCACCGUGUAUUUGUUUAGGGGGCAGUGCAGAGCGUGUGCGUCUCUUCUUCCACGUGUACGCAGUGUGCCCCUAAAAUACUUUUAGCAAUGCUAUACAGUGCUCUCUUCAAUGAGGAAGAGAUUGCACAACAUAUAAAUAUCAAAAGAUUCUCUUACCUAAGCUAUGGGUGGACCGCCAUGAGUCUGUAGUCAAUGCUACAAUAUUUAUUUAUUUUUAUCUAGGGAUAUUACAGUAAAGUGGGCUGGCUAUGUUUGCAUGUCACAUUUGUCUGAUAGGGUUGAAAUCCUGGAGUGACUUUCCUUCUACUUAACUAUAAUGAAAUACUUUUGGCAAACAAACUGAAAUCCCAAGGAAAACACUGAAGUUUGUGGUUAGAACAUAAAAUGUGAAAUUAUGUUUUCACGAUGUGUGAGUAAUUUGGUGAGGCGCUGCACAUGGUUGCAUUUAUUGAUCAAAAACAUAUCUUUCAACAUGAACUGUACCUUUACGCCGAUGUACCAUCUUCACACCGUGGAUGUUAAGCUUUCAGAGGGUUUGCUGGGCAGAAGCUGACAGUUACAUCUCGUCGUCGCCCUGAGAGUCUCUUUUAAGGGGCUACCUGAAAGAUUCCUGAAAUUCUUUCCACAUACCACAAAGACAGUUACAGUUUAGCUCAUCGUCAACAUAUCUCUGAAAGAUGAAACCUCUAACAGUGUGGAUUUUUUUUUUUUUUUUUUUUAUCUGAACUAACUUUAAUGAUGGAGGUGUUGUUAAAGCCAAGCGGAAUAUCACCAGAAAAUUAAUGCAAGAGGGCCGAGAGUUCGCGGCCAAUCUGCAUCAGCUUUUCAGCCUCAUUAGCUCUGUUUGUGAUGAAUGCUUCGCAGGCUUUGCCGUUUUACAUGGGCAAAACCCCGAUCUUCUCAGAUGAACCCUCCCUAUUCUUUGCUUUUCCUCCUAAAGACCGGCCCUCCCUGGCUCACUCUUCUAUAUUUCAACAGCAUCCCCCUCUUAGAAAGGCAAUUAUACACCUUCGCUUUUACGCCAUUUAGAUAUGAAGAUCGUUUUACUAUGAAAUGUUAAACAAACGGUGCAACAUUUCUGAUUGCUGCUUUUUUCAAAGACUCCUUUUGAACCUUAGUGAGGAGAAAUGAAUAAAAAGAAUGUAAUGAAUAAAGCUCAGCACAUGAUGGCACUAUAUACAUUCAGCAAAUAGUUUGCUGUAGAGCUGAAUCCCUUGACUUUGUGCCACAGCUGGCCAAGGGGCUUUUCGUUACACCUGUGGUCCGCCAUAUAUUUGGUCUCAUGUUUAUUUUUCUCACUUGACUGAUUUCUUUCUGAAUUGCAAAUUGUUGUUUUUCUGUACAAAAAUCCACAGUUUUUUUUUUCUUUCCUUUCUAAGAUUUAUCAAAUGAAAUGUUUUUAAUUAAAAAAAUCAGGGAUGCCCCCAAUCCCCGCUGGGUGGAUGUUUCUUCUAACUUAUUUGAUGAUUCUGUGGAGAAGCUGUCUUUUCCCCCUGGGCAGGUGUAUACAUUUGUCGUGACAUGAGCGUUACAGGAAGCAACAGAGACUCUGUCGAGCAGAGGGCAAACAAACGGACAAUAUAUCUAAUGAACAGCGAGUGCCUGGCUCCCCUUGCGUAUUUUGAUCACAUCUCAGACUUAAGUGUCCUUCAUGAUUCAGUGGCGCUCGUGAAAAUCAUCUGCAUGGCGACCGAACGUUUGAGGAAUGCAAACUUCCUGGUGUUUUUACUGCAGAGCAUUGAAGCGCAGGCUUUUUUUUUCUUUCCUGUAGAAUGCUAAGAUAUUGAAAUCCUCCUGAUUGCAUUAAACAGCUGUGAUGCAGUACUCUGCAGAUUUUUUUUUUUUUUUUUUUUAACAAUUUAGCAUUGCAUUUACAUAAAGAAGCAUAAGUUGCAAAAUAUAAUAAGGCAUGCAUCAAAGCACAGCUGGCUGCAUUUGAUAAACUUAAGAACCGGUGCCAGAGGAUUUUGAAGUUUGUUGCUGGGAACUUCUUCAAGGUUCUGCAAUGUUGAAUAAAGUUUACGCUUAAAGCAA
Fundulus heteroclitus (mummichog) is the source of this 4748-nucleotide messenger RNA. It is a transcript of the gene omgb, whose product is annotated as oligodendrocyte myelin glycoprotein b. Bases 788 to 2179 code for a protein of 463 amino acids. Gene Ontology annotation, molecular function: protein binding. NCBI's taxonomy places the organism in Eukaryota, Metazoa, Chordata, Actinopteri, Cyprinodontiformes, Fundulidae. The record is from RefSeq and is a predicted model, not a curated record. Gene Ontology annotation, biological process: neuron projection regeneration. The transcript is spliced from 2 exons.